Molecule: messenger RNA, 1809 nt
Organism: Pseudozyma flocculosa PF-1
Lineage: Eukaryota; Fungi; Basidiomycota; Ustilaginomycetes; Ustilaginales; Ustilaginaceae
Exons: 3
Coding region: 1-1809 (602 amino acids)
Biological process (GO): regulation of DNA-templated transcription
Molecular function (GO): zinc ion binding; sequence-specific DNA binding
Source: RefSeq, a predicted model, not a curated record
AUGCUGCACCAGAACUACAGCGCUUCUCAGACUGGCUUUGUGGGCCGCGAACGACUCCUUGCGGAGCCCGCCCCACCUCGGGACCAGGUGACGGACUUUGAGAGGCUAUUCGCGGGGCUCAAGGUCGUCCAGGACGUCAACCGACGCCACCACCUGCCUACGACAGCAGAACAGCUGCCCAUGGACCUGGACGCCAGGCACGAUCACGAGCUCCUCGUCCAGCACAUCCGAGCCGAGCUCCACACGCUGCAGUCCUUCUCCCCCAGCCGGGCUGAGCUCGUCGCCGCUGACCUUGGCUUCGAGCUCGAGUCUCGAGGUCCGGCGUCGACCUUGACCCCGCAUUCGCAGCAGCAAUAUCUGUCCCGCGAUCCGAGAGGCAUGGUGGCCCAACCUCCGGCAGCGAGGACAGGCUCCGAUCUCGAGCACCCGUACUGGUCUGCGCCCGCGCUGCACGAGGGACCGAGCGAUGCGAUGCCGCACCACCGGCCGUCGAUGAUCAGGACGGCGUCCAACCCUUCACCGGCCGGCCAGCAUUCGCCUCCGCUGGGUUUCGCCAGCGUCGAGUCCUCGUUCAGGGCCGGGCCCACGGCCAUCCGAGGCCCUCCCUACGGCCACGAGGACCGCUCUCACCUGCUGAGCAUCGCCGUGAAUGCUCAAGAUGCGCCUUCAGUGCUGCUACAGGGCGGCAGGCCGAUCCACGACCGGGCUGGUCCCUCGGCCUAUCCCUUUUCCGCCUCGCAGGCAGCCAUGCACGGCGCACUGCUUCCUCCUGACGAGCGACACCAGCAGCAGCUAGAACUCUUGGAUCGGCGCCGCCUCGCAGGCAAGGGCAUGCGUCGAGUUCGAAAGCGGAAGAACGAGCACCACCAAGAGUGCCUCGGGUGCCAGGCCAAGGAGACGCCCGAGUGGCGCAAGGGCCCUAUGGGCCCGAGAACCCUUUGCAAUGCCUGCGGCCUCCUUUACGCGAAGCUGAGCCGACGCAAGCAGCAGGAGGCCGAGGCUGCAGCGCGGGCGAGCGGCAAGAAUCCGGAAGACGUCAAGCUAGAGAUGGAGGAGUCUCCCAGCGACAAGCAGGCGAGCCUGGAAGCGCUGCGCGCCGAGCUCAGCCUCGCCAACGGCCUGAGAAACCGCUCCGGCUCCGGCUCGUACCCGAUCGCCUAUCAGGCUGAGGCGGCCUGCUUCGGCCCGCGACCCCACUCGACCGAUCCACGCGGACCGCAGCACUUUGCGCCGUACCCGCCACCGUCGAUGCGCGUGCACACGAGGGCCUACUCGCCCUCGAACCUCCCGAGCCACCAGCACCAGCACCAGCACCAGCACCAGCACCAGCACCAGCACCAGCAACAGCAGCACCAACUUCCGCCUCCGCCCCAGUCGGCGAUGUUGCCGGGCUUUGGCGCCGGCCCUGGACCGCUGCGCCAGCACGGCCCGCUCUCGCACACCCCACCGCAUCUGCAGAACCGCGGACGGGCUCAUACCCUCAGCCACCCGGCCGCGCGCCCGAGUCUGCUGAACCCACUCCACGAGGUGCGACAGCGCUACCAUGCCGACGACGAAGACGUCCACGCCCGUCCUCCGACCCACCUUCAGCCUUCCACCUUUCGCAGCGAUCCCCGCGCUCUCAUCAGCCGCGAGGAAGAGCACCACCAGCAGCGGCAAUACGAGCGCAGGUCCCCCUCGACCUACCCUCGCCCCGCCGCCGGAAGGGAGGACAAAUACCUCAGCAGCAGCGUCCGACGCGAGGGCAUGUCGCGAUCGCCACGCGGAUGGGAGAGCCGCGAUGCCGCCCUCGAGCCGCACCGACGCUAG